UGGACGAACUGUUUUGCUCAGCUCUCAACUCUAAAGGAGUCCGAGGUAUCAGGCCUCCUCUCAAGCAGGCCUCUUGACUACCAGCGUCGUCAUGCCAGCCCUGUCUGAGACAGACAUGCCGUUUGCGAACAAGUCUGACAUGUUUGGAACUGACUCCCAACGUCAUUCGAACUCCUCCAACCUGUCCUCCAACUCUGAGUUCGUUGGGAGCUCUGCGGAUGCAGGAGUUGGAUCAAGAAAUGCAACCCCGUCCUGGCAGCAUCCGAGCGUUGUUCAUGAUUUCAGGAAUCAAGGGACUGAUCUGAGAGCCUACCUUGCCUCCCUUGAAAAGGAGUCACGUUCGAGAGAUGCCAGGAUCGCUGACUUGAAGAAUUUGGCUGAAUUCCUUGAUUCCCAAAAUCCUUCAGUAGCGCAAGAGCAGAAUGAGCCUAAGCUUCCCUCAGAGUCCAGAAGGGCAGAUAGCAGAGGGGAGUUGGGCAUGAACAAACAAGGGGCAGGAUCAUUGUCUGAAGCUGCAUAUUCUAAUCUGCAAGGCACGGAGAACCUUCGAUAUGCUUUGAACUCCUCGAGUCAAGAGGGUCAAGCCUAUCAUACGUCUCCCGGGGUCGAGUCCUUACAUGAAGAUGCAGAGCACUCAGAGACUGGCUCUGAAGGAGACAACGAUGAAGUUGGCAGCACGACCAACACUCCCAUGAAGGCUUACUUGAAUGACUUGAGUCCGCAAAGAUAUCAAUCGUUCGGCGCAGAUCACGAUGCAAGUGAUACAUCUGAGUACUCUGAUUCUUCAGAGGGUAUCCACAUGGAGGCUGGAGACGAAGUCGGUGGGGCGUACAGUGAUGAUAGAAACCAUGACCUCAGCUCCCGCGAAGCUCUUCUGCGUCAUCUGCGAUUUCUCAACAGUCAGGUGGGAAUCGAGUCUGAACCGGUGGAGGUCACGUCAGGACGCGACUCAGUCCGGUCUGACCUGUCGAGCAACAUGCAAGCACAUGUGUACUCGAGUAGCAUGAGGACGGCGAUGACUGCUGACCACCCCGAGGGGAGGAGGCUUCAGGAGAAUAAGCCAGAAGUGAGCUAUUCAGACCCAGUCAUGCCGACGUUUGAGCCCAAACAUCAGUCCUGGUCAUCCAGUCUGAAUGAUGGAAAGCUCCGUGAAAAUCUCGGAUCAAGAGAGAACCUCAGAAAUAAUCAUGCGGAUCUUGGGCAGGCAAGCAUGCAUUAUGUGGAUGAGGAAGAUCCGCACAGCAAAGAGUAUCACCAUGGACUGAACCACAAUCGAAGAUUCCCAUUCCAGAGAUCCAUCAGCGAAAAUAUCUCAGCUGAAAGAGCAAACAGCACGAGGUCAAGCAUUUAUGAGUAUAGGGCGCAAGAGCUGCAGAAGCGAUUGAGCAUCGUUGAGGCGGAAGCUCAGACGUACGCGGACAGUCUAGCAGAGAUGCAUCACGUUCUCAAGCCUUCAUGCCUCUUGCCUCUCACUCUUUUCUUCAGCAAACGAGAAAAAUCUCUCAGGUCGCAUAUCGAGCGACUUCAGAUUUACGUGCAGAAGUUGGAGGCAUCUAGGAACGAGAGGGACAUGCUCACCCUCCAGCUCGGAACAGCAUACGAGGAGAUCGCAAUGCGGGAUGCGGCGCUAGCCGACUCAGCGGCAUACAUGCAGGCCCUGAAGCGGCGCAAUGCUGAGCUGCAGAUUCAACUGAGAACUCUCCUCCUCGAGAGGAACCAGGGGAAGGCGGAGAAGGCGCAGGCGUCUGAGAGCGAGGACAACAUCUUCGGUCUUGCGCACAUCCGCUCCAAGAUCGAGGAGGCUGUCAAAGAAGCUGCGCAACUGAAGGAGAGUGAACGGAAAGACAAGAUCAAGCAGCUGAGGAUCAGAUGGCAUCCGGACAAGAAUCCUGUGCUUCAGGUGACACCUUCCUGA
Messenger RNA from Guillardia theta CCMP2712, 1915 nucleotides. RefSeq lists its product as hypothetical. NCBI's taxonomy places the organism in Eukaryota, Cryptophyceae, Pyrenomonadales, Geminigeraceae. Bases 92 to 1915 code for a protein of 607 amino acids. The record is from RefSeq and is a predicted model, not a curated record. The transcript is spliced from 16 exons.